UACGACAGGCGUCACGCAAGGGGGAUGAAGCGUUAUGACUUAAUCUUGGAUGAACCAGACAGGGUGUACUUCUCUGGAGAUGACGUCAAAGGUCAUGUAGCAGUUUGUCUCGACACCAACCUGACUGUUCAAGGUAUCACUAUUCGGCUGAUUGGCGAAGCUUGUAUUGCAGUUCCUGACAACUUCAAAACUACAAGAACGGUUGGCAGAAGAAAGCCAUUUAACAAUAAAAUCAGCCCGAGCCCUGCAGUCCAUGGAGAGAGACCACCUCGCAGACUGGGUCAGACCAACACACUCUUCCGUCAGGACAAGGUGUACAGAUUCAGUGCCACCGAGAGGUACUUCCACUUCAAGGAGUAUCUCUUUGGCCACAAGUAUAGUAGUUUCAAAGAACAGCUGUGGAAAGGUUCACACACUUUCCCAUUCCAGUACAAGCUGCCAGCUCAACUGCCGUCUUCCUUUAACGGCCGGUUUGGUUUCAUCCGCUACUACUGCGAGUCUUCCCUGGAGCGAUGGCAAAGCAAGGACACUAAGCGAGUGUACUUCAGUGUCUCCAGCUUCACUGACAUCAACAACGUGUCUAAAGCUGAUUGUUCAUCGGCAGAUGAGAAGUGCACAAACUCGUGUUUCUUCUGUGUUCCUCGAGGAACCAUCAUAGCCUCAUGUGAGAUCAAACAUCGCGGCUUUGCUUGCGGCGAGACAGCAAACAUCACAGUGGACAUCCACAACAUGAGCAACAAUGAUGUCAUCAAGACAACAGCUUCCAUUAUACAGACUGUCACAUAUUCGUGUUCACAAAACUUGCGCCACCAGGAGAAUGAGAGGACAGUAUUGAGCCACGAGAUGAAUGCUGUUCCUCAAGGGGAGUCAGAACAUACGGUUGUUAAACUCAAGAUUCCACCGCUUCCUCCUUCCUCUAUAAGUCAGGACAUUUGCAAGCUGAUCCAAAUCCAUUAUAGAUUUGAGAUUGGUAUGGAUAUGCAUGAGGCAAAGGAGCGGUUAGUGCUUCAGAUGCCGUUGGUUGUGGGAAAUAUUCCUCUGAGAAAAAAUUUUGAAAAUCUAGAAAAUGAAUCAAUAUACAAAUAUGAAAAACAGUUUUUUAUACCAUUCAGACUACACAAGCAAAGAGGACUUCCUCAAGUGUGGAGUGAACCUAGUGAAGUCCCAGAGGCAGAAGAAUGUGUUUACGAAUGCAAUGACUUUCACCCGGCUUAUCCGUAUUACAGGGAAAAAUCUAAACCAAUCCUUCCAAAAGAAACUAAUGUGUAACCAACCACAGAUGUCUUCUGUACUUGUCAAGAAAAGAAUGCAACUCAGGACCAGAAUAAUGUGUGGCUUAUCUUAACAGUGGCUUGCUUUUGUGAUAUUA
This is a messenger RNA of Macrosteles quadrilineatus (aster leafhopper), 1369 nucleotides long. RefSeq names its product arrestin domain-containing protein 3-like. The transcript has 9 exons. Gene Ontology annotation, biological process: protein transport. Bases 25 to 1269 code for a protein of 414 amino acids. The record is from RefSeq and is a predicted model, not a curated record. Gene Ontology annotation, cellular component: cytoplasm. NCBI's taxonomy places the organism in Eukaryota, Metazoa, Arthropoda, Insecta, Hemiptera, Cicadellidae.